UAUAAAUAUUUGAAUGAGGAUGUCAAAUGGCAAGCGUCCUAGUUCUCUGAUUUGGCCCUUGAUGAACCAAGAAGAACGACUUUUUUCUUUUGAACGGUAAAGAAGGACUUUGUUUCCGCUGUUUUACGAAGCAAAAUUUUUAGCUUUUCAAGUAUUCUCCUUUUACAGCAUACCCAGAAAUUUUCUUGAGAAAAUUUGCAAGAAAAUUGAAUAUGGGAAAUAGGAUUGAAUUAUUUAAUCUAGAAAAGCACUUUGCUUUUUAUGGUGCAUAUCAUAGCAACCCAACAAACAUAGUAAUUCACAUGUUAUUUGUUUGGCCAAUCUUCUUCACUGCAAUUCUCCUUCUUGACUUCACUCCUUCUCUGUUUAAUCUCCCUCAUAUUAAUUUCUCUCUGUUUGGAGUCCAUGUUUCGUUGAUUUUCAACUUUGGGUUCUUGUUUGCUUUCGUCUACGCUGUGUUUUACAUGUGUUUGGAUGUCAAAGCUGGAACCUUGGCUGCCUUACUUUGCGGGGUUUGUUGGAUUGUUAGCAGCGUUCUUGCAACUCGACUUGGCUUUUCUCUUGCUUGGAAGGUCGUUCUUGCGGUUCAACUUUUCUGCUGGAUUGGACAGUUCAUUGGCCAUGGGGUCUUUGAGAAACGAGCACCAGCUUUAUUGGAUAACCUUGUUCAAGCCUUUAUAAUGGCUCCCUUCUUUGUGCUGUUUGAGGCUCUUCAAACCUUCUUUGGUUAUGAACCGUACCCUGGGUUUCAUGCAAUUGUUCAAGCAAAGAUCGAAACUGAAAUCAAUGAAUGGAAAGAAAAGAAGCAGAAAUUACUUAAUUAGAUACUGCAUCCAUUGACAUUAGCUUGCAGGUGAUUUCUUUGAGUAGAAAAUGAGAACAAACUCAUAAUAUACAUUUAAUGUUUCAUUCUACAAAUCGUGACUCAAAGCACAUGAAGUGACAGUUCAUCAGCUUGUAGCUACAAUGAAUAUGUUCACAUGAAAUGGCUAUAAUAGCCACUCUUUUUUAUCCCUGAUUUGCCAGAGUUGGAAGGAUUUGCAUGUUGAAACAGAUUUACAUGCUGUUUUGGAGCUUGUUUGAAAUCGAUCGUUACUGCAACAUAUGUUAUCUAUCUAUUUAUUAGUUAUUCAGCCGUUAAA
Gossypium arboreum is the source of this 1142-nucleotide messenger RNA. RefSeq names its product 2-hydroxy-palmitic acid dioxygenase mpo1-like. The record is from RefSeq and is a predicted model, not a curated record. Gene Ontology annotation, cellular component: endoplasmic reticulum. Gene Ontology annotation, biological process: sphingoid catabolic process. The transcript is spliced from 4 exons. The coding region runs from base 213 to 824 and encodes 203 amino acids. NCBI's taxonomy places the organism in Eukaryota, Viridiplantae, Streptophyta, Magnoliopsida, Malvales, Malvaceae.